UACCUGACAAACUCUCCACUCAUCCUCUAUCCUUUCACUUUAGCAAAACAAGGAUAUAGGCCUAUCUACUCGAGGAUCAGCACUCCUUUACCUUCACUGAUCUAGAAUCUACUUGACCAAGUCAUUUUAUCUGGUCCGUCAUACAGACUCGUUUUUAACUCUAAGAACUGACGCACUUGUUUUGAAUGGACUGUAACGAAGCAUGACACUGAGAGAGGACACUGCUGGCAGUUACCACUUCUAGUCAUGAACGCCUGGUCGUGGGACAGUCAACCGAAACUUCAACCAGUAGCAGAAGUUCGGCGGAGUCACUUUCUGAACAGCAUGGACUCUGCCAGCACCAGGAAGCCCGACACCGGCCCGUGUCUGUCGUCAGGUCACAGACGCUGCUCUGAUGGCAGCUGCAUCGCUCGUGUUGACCUCUGUCCUGAGGACAAAGUUGUGAACCAGAACACAAUUCUGAUCAUGGUGGUGGUGGGUAUGGCAGUGGUUGUGUUCCUCCUGCUUCUCUACUGCUUUCAACAACGGGCCCAAAGAUUCCGACAACAGCAAGACCAGAGCAGGUCCGAGGUUGGCCAUGAAGAUGGGGACAAUGCGUCCUUGAACAUGCCCCCCCCAACGUAUGACGAAGUAAUCAACACCAACCUGUACCCCCCAACACCUGUGCUACAACGCAAUAUCCGAAUACCCUCAUCAGAGGAGCCAAUCACCCCUCCCCCGAAUUAUGACACCGCCCUGACCAUCCUGGCCAACAGCCUCGACUCAGUCGUUCCAUCAAAGUCGGAACCUAAGAGCCCCGUGGUGAGGCGUUCUGUGUCCACAGAUUUCAGUCUGAAUGGAGGCGCUCGUUCUUCCCGCUCGUCUGAGUCGGAUUAUCGCCGUUUUUUCUCCAGUCAGGAUCCAAGAUAGUAGCGGGAGCACAAGUUUUUCACAGCAUGUAGGGAGGUGUGGGGCUGGACUAGUGAGGUUGUUCGUCCUGAAGAAAUACAGUGAUAUUUAAGGUAUUUCACACACAGUACAUUUCACUUUCAAGGAAAGAUGUACAACUUUCGUAGACUUGGCGUUUUGAGGAAUAAGUUCAGUCUAUGUGAGAAUUUAUGGCAUUUUGAGCUGCACAAAGAUGGAACAUUUAGAAACGGCUGUUUUCCUUUACAACAGUUUAUUGCUUUAUAUAAAUUUAGUAUUUUGAGGAAUUGAGUUAUUUGCUUUUGAAAGAUUUUAUUUUUGAUAAUUAAUUUUUUUGCAUAACGAAGAUGGUAUUUUGAAAAAUGGGCCUGUUUCUCUGAGAAGAAAUAUUCUCAUACAGAGGAGCGAGUUAGUUCUUGUACUUAAAUGACAUUUUUGUACAUGAACCUAACAGUACUUGAUGGUGCAUACAAGUGGUUAGGCACUUCACCAUCUCACAUAGAAGACCCAAGUUCAGUUUGUGUGUCAGGGGGAUUUUUGUCGAGAGUCUUGGUCUUUCUCCUGGGAUGUUGUAUCCCCCUUCAGCCCGGGUUGGUCUUGGCAGACAGGAUCAAAGCCCACUUCUUUAAUUAUGUGCCACGACGCAGUGGAAUCAGGCGCUCAUCAAUGUUUGAGCAUAUGGAAUUAACGGUAUCAUUUUAAUGGUUGUUUUUUUGCCUUGCUUUUGAUGAAAAAAAAUGUCCAUUCAUCUUGAGCAGAAGUCGAGAUAUUUGCUAUUGAAGGAGGUGGGUCGCCUGGUUUCAGUUUCAUAAAAUCCAUACUUUAAAGUGUCUUUGAAUGGACAUACAAGGUGUUGAGCCAAUAACAAAAAUUCGGAAAAAAAUUUCCUGUCUGGCUGAAAAAUGCUGAUUUCUCGGAUUUCAUUAUUUUGACGAGCGCCUGAUUUCACCACGAUGCCUCACAAAUGAUUCUAAAUGUGUCGAUAGCUUUGUAAAAAAAGCCUCAGAAUCUUUUAAAAAAAAUUUCCUUUGCUGAGAUGGGAAGCCGCAUCCUCUGGCAAGGGUCGAGUUUUGACAAGUUUCUUUGUGGAAUGAGAUUUUGACAGUGGUUUCCUCUACCAAUCUGUAAGUUAAAUAUUACCCUACUCUGAGCUUUUAUAUCCAGAAGCAAAAAUAGUUGCUUUGUUUUUGCUGCUAAAUUUCUUUUCUUUUGUAUUCUUUUUUGUUUGUUUUUGUUGUUCCUUUGAUAGCUUGUAUGGUUCGAUUGUGGCUGCUGUACAAAUAGCAAUGCGUGAGAUGUUUUGAAUAAAUCAUUUUUUUAUUACAGAUGUGAAGAUUAUAAUGAAAAGAAAGGAACAACAGAACGCUAGGACUAAUUUUGUGUUUUUCUUCCAGACUUGCAUUUUCUUUUCCCUAGUGUCUUUGUGUUGUGCACACACUUUUCUCAUAAAGGGAAAUUAAGGCCUAAAUUCCAAAUGUGAAUUAUGUAGUUUUCUUUAUAGGCUCAUAUGAAAUUAAUAAUACAACAUAAUGGAUGCUUUAUACUUAAUGAUGCAGAAUUGUUUCAUGAAUUCUUGAAUUGUUACCUGAAACUGUUGGAUUCAAUCUUUUAAAUUUAAACCCACUGGCCCCCCUCCCCCAACACCCGUGUACCAUCCAGCUUUCCAUAUUCUAACAGUAACAGUGAACUACUGGCCAGUCUGUUUUUGUAGCAGAAUCAUAAAUAUCAUAUAUAUGGGCCGAGGAAUUUACGAGGUCGGCUUAUUGCUGUCUCCACAUGUUGCAAGUGUUUCCUUGUCGCCUGUAUCGGGUAUCGUUCGAAUAGUUUUGGAGGCUGCCAUUUAAA
Aplysia californica (California sea hare) is the source of this 2751-nucleotide messenger RNA. RefSeq lists its product as uncharacterized. Bases 247 to 909 code for a protein of 220 amino acids. The transcript has 5 exons. NCBI's taxonomy places the organism in Eukaryota, Metazoa, Mollusca, Gastropoda, Aplysiida, Aplysiidae. The record is from RefSeq and is a predicted model, not a curated record.